GCUGCAGUGAGGAGGCUUGAUCCCGCUCCAGCUCCCGAGCAGAGCCGCAGGACGCCUGCGGAGGAUCAUGCAGUAGAGGAACCAGCUGCUUGGUCACAUUAUUCUGCCGUCUCGACUCGUACAGCCCGUUUCCUGAGCGAUGGCCGCCUCGCCCGGGCUGGAUGUUGAUCCCAUCCCUCUGCUUCAGCUCCACGAGGUGGAGUCCAGCAAGGCCCCUGAGAGGCCGGGCUCCCCGGGACUCCUGCCCGCCAUGUACAGCCCGCCGCUGGGCAUGGACGGCCACGCCGUCUGCAUCCCCUCUCCGUACACGGACAGUAGCCACGAGUACAACCACGGACACGGACCUUUGACCUUCUACAGUCCCUCGAUGCUAGGCUACAGCAGGCCGCCCAUCACCGACAGUCCGUCGUCCCUGUGCCCCCCCCUCAGCCCCCCCUUCUGGCCCUCCCACAGCCACCCCAACGUCCCUGCGCUGACCCUGCACUGCACCCAGCCGCUCGUCUACAACGAGCCCGGCGCUCACGCCCCCUGGCUGGAGCACAAAGCCCACGGCUUGAACCCCAACAGCGCCGUCAUGGGCUGUAACAAGCUGCUGGGCAGGAAGCUGGAGGACGGAGUGGACGGAGUGAAGUCCUCCUCGUCCUGCUCCUCCGCCGGUGGGAAGGCCGACAUGCACUACUGCGCCGUGUGCCACGACUACGCCUCCGGCUACCACUACGGCGUGUGGUCCUGCGAGGGCUGCAAGGCCUUCUUCAAGAGGAGCAUCCAAGGACACAACGACUACAUCUGCCCCGCCACCAACCAGUGCACCAUCGACAAGAACCGGCGGAAGAGCUGCCAGGCCUGCCGCCUGCGCAAAUGCUACGAAGUGGGGAUGAUGAAGUGCGGCGUGCGACGCGAGCGCUGCAGCUACCGGGGAGCCCGGCACCGCCGCGGCGGGCCGCAGACCCGGGACGUCCCGGGCCGGAGCCUGGUCCGGGCGGGGCCGGGCCCGGGCCCCCGGGCCCAGAGGCAGCUCCACCUGGGGGCGCCGCUGUCCCCGCUGAGCCGCCUGCCCCCCCUGCCCCAGCCGCACCACUCGGCCAUGAGCCCCGAGGAGUUCAUCUCCCGCAUCAUGGAGGCGGAGCCGCCGGAGAUCUACCUGAUGGAGGACCUGAAGAAGCCCUUCACCGAGGCCAGCAUGAUGAUGUCGCUCACCAACCUGGCCGACAAGGAGCUGGUGCUCAUGAUCAGCUGGGCCAAGAAGAUCCCGGGCUUCGUGGAGUUGAGUCUGGCGGACCAGAUCCACCUGCUGAAGUGCUGCUGGCUGGAGAUCCUGAUGCUGGGCCUCAUGUGGCGGUCCGUGGAUCACCCCGGGAAGCUCAUCUUCUCCCCGGACUUCAAGCUCAACAGGGAGGAGGGGCAGUGUGUGGAGGGCAUCAUGGAGAUCUUCGACAUGCUGCUGGCCGCCACCGCUCGCUUCCGAGAGCUGAAGCUGCAGCGGGAAGAGUACGUCUGUCUGAAGGCCAUGAUCCUGCUCAACUCCAAUCUGUGCACGAACUCUCCUCAGACGACCGAGGAGCUGGAGAGCCGGAACAAACUGCUGCGUCUGCUGGACUCGGUGAUCGACGCCCUGGUCUGGGCCAUCUCCAAACUGGGCCUGUCCACCCAGCAGCAGACUCUGCGGCUCGGACACCUCACCAUGCUGCUCUCACACAUCCGCCAUGUCAGCAACAAAGGCAUGGACCACCUGUCCACCAUGAAGAGGAAGAACGUGGUGCUGGUGUACGACCUCCUGCUGGAGAUGUUGGACGCCAACACGCCCAGCAGCAGCAGCAGCAGCCAGACCGCCUCGUCCUCACCCACCUCCGACAGCUACUCUGACCCGCAGCAGUACCCGCCGCCCUCCACCCACCUGCAGCACGGAAGUGACCAUACGACCGCCGUCACCUGCACCGCCACGCCUCCGAACGAGGCCGCCAUCCUGGACAGACACCUGCAGGCGCUGCCGCCCCCGUCACACAGUUUAGUGAACAGUUCCUGCCUGCAGAGCCGUGGCCUCUGUCCGGGGGGGGCCGUGGGUGGGCCCGAGGCCCCGUCAGUGGAGCCCCCCUCCUACAUCCUCUCUGAUCACCAUCAUGGACUAACAGACUGA
Messenger RNA from Salarias fasciatus (jewelled blenny), 2134 nucleotides. RefSeq names its product estrogen receptor 2b (gene esr2b). The coding region runs from base 140 to 2134 and encodes 664 amino acids. Lineage: Eukaryota; Metazoa; Chordata; Actinopteri; Blenniiformes; Blenniidae. Gene Ontology annotation, cellular component: nucleus. The transcript has 10 exons. Gene Ontology annotation, molecular function: sequence-specific DNA binding; zinc ion binding; nuclear estrogen receptor activity. The record is from RefSeq and is a predicted model, not a curated record. Gene Ontology annotation, biological process: estrogen receptor signaling pathway; regulation of DNA-templated transcription; cellular response to estradiol stimulus.